Ipomoea triloba (trilobed morning glory) is the source of this 1625-nucleotide messenger RNA. Its product is annotated as small GTPase LIP1. The record is from RefSeq and is a predicted model, not a curated record. Gene Ontology annotation, biological process: intracellular protein transport. The transcript has 8 exons. Bases 323 to 1327 code for a protein of 334 amino acids. Lineage: Eukaryota; Viridiplantae; Streptophyta; Magnoliopsida; Solanales; Convolvulaceae. Gene Ontology annotation, molecular function: GTPase activity. Gene Ontology annotation, cellular component: endomembrane system.
AUUUGCUUCUCGCCAUUUGUUGAUCAAUUAUCAUUUAAUCGCGCAGGCACGUUUCAUUAUUGUAUGCGAAUCUAUCUAUAUGCAUAUAUAAUUUAACUUCAAGAGUUCCCAAUCAAGGCCAUUCAAUUCAGAUCUUCGUAUGUAGGAAAACCCGAUUUUUUAGACUAUUCUUCGACCCAUCCGGGGAUUUUCUGGAGGACAGAUCCACCACUGAAGUUGUGAAAUUGAUCAGUUCAGAAUCUUGUGUUGGAGAAACUCUCAAGUCUUGAUGCGUAUUAUUGGGUGGUGAUUGAAGGGGUUGAGGUUUCUUGAGCAGGAGAAUAUGUUUUGGAGGGAAAGGGAGCGGGAGAGCAAAGAGCAGAAUGGCGGUCCGCCUUGUGGACAGGUCAGGGUGCUUCUUGUUGGAGACUCAGGUGUGGGAAAGACCUCUCUUGUUCAUCUGAUUAUGAAAGGCUCUUCCAUUGCUCGCCCUCCUCAAACAAUUGGUUGUUCAGUAAGUGUGAAGCAUAUUACUUUUGGGAAUUCUGGUAGUUCAUCAAGUGGCACCCAAAACGACAGUGAAAGAGACUUUUUUGUUGAGCUUUGGGAUAUAUGUGGACAUGACCGAUACAAAGAUUGUCGAUCUCUAUUCUACUCUCAAAUCAAUGGUGUUGUUUUUAUCUACGAUCUCUCUCAAAGAAGGACAAAGUCAAGCUUGAGCAAGUGGGCUGCAGAAAUUGCAGCCACAGGAACCUUCUCAGCUCCUCUAGCUUCUGGAGGUCCUGGUGGCCUUCCAGUUCCUUACAUUGUCAUUGGCAAUAAAGCGGAUAUUGCAUCAAAAGAGGGCACUAGAGGGAGCAGUGGAAAUCUUGUUGAUGUAGCUCGGCAGUGGGUUGAGAAGCAGGGUUUUCUGCCAUCAAGUGAAGAACUUCCAUUGACUGAAAGUUUCCCUGGCAAUGGAGGCAUUUUCGCGGCUGCUAAAGAAGCAAGAUAUGACAAGGAAGCUUUGCAGAAAUUUUUUCGCAUGUUGAUAAGGAGGAGAUACUAUUCGGAUGACUUGCCCGGUAGCCCUUGGACUACAUCGGUUCACAAACCAUUGCAGCGGAGUGAAAUAUCAAGUGAUGAGGAUAACUCAUACAAGAGUUCAAGUUCAAGUUUCAUUGCGGACCCUUAUAAAUACAAUGCACUCCCUCCCCUACCAGCACAACGUAAUCUCACGCCACCUCCCACACUUUAUCCGCAGCAACCAAUGUUAACUCCCGAUAAUUAUAGCAUCCCCAGGUUUGCUUUGACAAGCUCCCAAGAAAUCAGCAGCACCAGAUCUAAGCGUACAGAUAUUAAUGUUUGAUGAUCUUGAUUCUUUUAGUCACAUCAUAGAGUACAUCUUCAAAGUUGGCGUAUAUUGGUCUUUAUGAUGAUAUUGUUAUUCUGUAAAAUGAUCUCUUAGUGCUUUAACUCAUGAAAGUGUUCUUUUUCAGUGUGAAAAGUAUGAUAUAAUGAUAGUCCAGCCUGAAAAACAGUUCAGUGUCUUGCAAACUUCAUUAAAAUUUUCUCUUCUUUUCAGUGGCAAGGGAAUUUGGGUUUUCUUGUUGGAUUUGUCUUACAUACAGACCACAAUUCUAUUGGAUUGAGUAUUGAAUUUAUAA